AGCGCAGUGGCGGCGGCGGGAAAGGGCUGCGGACCCGUGCCGCUCGCUCACUCGCUCUCGACGACGCGGCCCCGGCCUCGACGCCCUCCGCCCGCUCCAGGAGCAGGUACUUAUUUGUGGGAAAGAGAUGUCCUAUAUUAUGGAUCUGAGCAUUCCAGGUACUGAAAUGUAAGAAGACGUUAUGUGGGAUCACAGGAAGUACUGUUCCAUUUGUGGAUACCAGCCGUGGCCAUACCGAGUACGUUGAUUACAUCAAUGCCAGACACGUGGGAAACAUUUUAGUUCUGGAAAUCAGAAUGCCAAGGAAAAGGAAAAAUCUUGGGGGAAAUCCUUUUCGGAAGUCUGCAGACUCUAAGGAAGUUGUCGUGUCCAGUGUUGCUAGUCGUGAGGAUCCAACCACUACUCUUCCUGCCAUGUGUGAGACAAAAAUUGAUCAGGAAGAACUCUUCACCAGUAUCUCAGAGAUGUUUUCUGAUCUGGACCCUGAUGUAGUGUAUUUGAUGCUUUCUGAAUGUGAUUUCAAAGUUGAAAAUGCCAUGGAUUGUCUAUUAGAAUUAUCUGCCACCGAUGCCAAGGUAGAAGAAUCCUCUUCACAAAAUUUUGUUGCUUCUGAGAACCAGCUAAGUGCAGCAGGAAGUGGAGUAAUGGAGAAGUGUCCUCCCGAAGAAGAGAGUGAAGACUUAAAAAUGGAUUCCUUUUUGGAUAUGCAACUAACCGAAGACUUGGAUUCCUUAAUCCAGAACGCGUUUGAGAAAUUGAACUCCUCUCCUGAUGACCACAUGUACUCAUCUUUGCCUUUGCAAGAUGUGAAUAGCUUCCAUGACUCAAGUAUGUUUACAGGUAGUGUGGCUCCCGUUAUUUCUGCACGAAGCACGGAUUCCAGCAGUGAAAAUCUUGAGAAUUCUGCUUCUCCAGUAAGUUCAAACCAAUUAACUCCACAUUCAGGUUUUAAUGAGUCCAAAAGUUUUGCAAAAGGUAACACAUUGGCUCUGGAAGCCAGCUACCCAGAAGAUUCUCUUCCUAGUUGUUCUUUAAAUCCAGCAACCGAGUCUCUUGUGAAUCGUAGCAAUUUCACUCAGAGACAGACGGCGCUUUUAGAACCGGAGUGUGCUGACGCUCCACACUCUCGGCCCCCUGGAGAUUUGGGCCGUGAACUUCAUGCUCCUUCAAACCUCUCUCAAAAUCCAGGUGGGGAUCAGAAAUCUGCUUCUGUCUCUGAUGGGUUCAAUUUCAAGCCACAGAAAUACCCUGAGCUGCCACCAAAGGGGAAGGAUGUUAGCUACUGCCCAGUACUCACGCCUCUCCCAUUACUCCUUCCUCCUCCUCCACCUCCACCAAUGUGGAACCCAAUGAUUCCUGCCUUUGACCUCUUUCAAGGAAACCAUGGCUUUGUAGCUCCUGUUGUCACCUCAGCUGCACACUGGAGACCUGUCAACUACACAUUUCCACCCUCUGUUGUUUCUCACGCGUCCCCAACAAAGGUAUGGAGAAACAAAGAGGGAACAAGUGCUUACCAAGUGCAAGAGACUCCAGUUUCUCAGGUUGCAAGAAAGAAGACAACAUCCUAUGUUGGACUAGUUCUUGUUCUUCUCAGAGGGCUUCCGGGAUCAGGAAAGUCUUUUUUGGCAAGGACUUUGCAAGAGGAUAACCCGAGUGGAGUCAUUCUUAGUACUGAUGAUUAUUUUUACAUAAAUGGACAGUACCAGUUUGAUGUAAAGUACUUGGGAGAAGCACAUGAGUGGAACCAGAAUCGAGCAAAAGAAGCUUUUGAGAAGAAGGUAUCUCCAAUAAUAAUAGAUAACACAAACCUGCAGGCAUGGGAGAUGAAGCCAUACGUUGCUUUGUCUCAGAAACAUAAAUACAAGGUCCAUUUCCGGGAGCCAGACACAUGGUGGAAGUUCAAGCCGAAGGAACUUGCAAGACGCAAUAUUCAUGGGAUAAGCAAAGAAAAAAUAGCAAGAAUGUUGGAGCACUAUCAGCGUUUUGUUUCAGUGCCAAUAAUCAUGAGUUCUUCAGUUCCAGAGAAAAUGGAACGAAUUGAAUUGUGUGCAUAUUCUUCUGAGGAUAGGAGUUCCAGCCCAAGAGACAAUGAAGAUGACCUCUGAAAAAGAGAAAGUGUUUUAU
This is a messenger RNA of Castor canadensis (American beaver), 2124 nucleotides long. NCBI's taxonomy places the organism in Eukaryota, Metazoa, Chordata, Mammalia, Rodentia, Castoridae. The record is from RefSeq and is a predicted model, not a curated record.